AUGAUGACCAUCCGUGCUGCCAAAUUCACCCCCGAGGUGCUCCUCUCGGCGCCCAGGAGAUCAGCAGGCAUCCCAAACAACACAGGGAAGCUGGUCCUAUAUACGACCUCAACAUACUCGUUCAAAGAGCACAAAAAGACAGGCCAAAUCCACGUCCUCGAUGUGAACUCUGGCCAGUCCACCACUUUGUACAGUGAGAACACUUAUAGUGAGCCGACAUGGCUGAGCGAGAAGGAGUUUCUCUUCCUCAAGAGUGGAGACAAGGGCGCCUCGACUCUCUUGCUGGCAGAUGUGGACAGCCCCGGUGCAACACCAAAAGAGAUUAGCAAAUUCCCAGGGGCUAUCGCAAACCUCAAGGUCAAGAGCCUCAGCGACGACACAGCCGCCCUGGCCUGCUCAGCCCUGGUGACGCCCUCGGGUGAGAUAUACAACCCAGAGACCGAGAAGAAGCCCCUGAGCUCUGCCAUGGUCUACACCAGCCUCUUUGCCCGCCACUGGGACUCGUGGGUCACCGAGAACCGCAAUGCCGUCUUCUAUGGCUCCCUGCGCAAGACCAGCAGGACCUGGAGCCUCGAGAAACCCGGCCUGGUCAACGCCCUCCGCGACACAGGCCUACAAUCCCCCAUCCCACCCUUUGGUGGCACAGGUGACUUUGACAUUGGCCCAGCCGGCCUUGUCUUCGUGGCGCCAGACCCAAAAUUGAGCCCGGCCACGCACACCAAGAGCGACCUCUACUUUGUCCCUCUCGACUCUUUCACCCAGGCCCGCGCACCAGUGCCACAGCUCGUACGCACAGGAGAUCUGAGGGGCUACACCGCCGCCCCGGCCUUCUCGCGCUCUGGGCGGUCCGUCGCCUUUACCCGCAUGCGCAACGACCAGUACGAGAGCGACAAGCCGCGCCUCCUCCUGCUCCCAGACAUCGGCGACCUGGCCAACGUGCAGGAGUUCUACGCCACGCCCGACGGCGAGGGCGGCUGGGAUCGUCGUCCAGAUACUAUGCUGUGGGGCCCAGAGGACAAGGAGCUAUUUGUCGUGGCCGAAGAUCUGGGCCGGUCCAAAGUGUUCCGGCUCCCCGCGUCGCCUCUUGCCGCUGGGAAUGCGCUGCCCAAGGUAGUCUCCGACAUAGAAGGCUCCGUCUCGGACGUGAAGGCCCUAGGACCUGAAGGCAACCUCCUCGUCAGCGCGAGCAGCCUCAUCGACAGCUCCUUCUACACCGUCCUCGACCCCUCCUCCGGCUCCCACCGCUUCGUCUCGUCCAACACCCGCCAGGGCAAGACCUUUGGCCUCUCCCGCGCCCAGGUCGACGAGCUCUGGUUCGACGGCGCUGGCGGUUACAAAGUACACGCCUGGGUGCUCCGCCCUUCGGACUUUGAUCCAUCGCGCAAAUACCCCAUCGCCCUGCUCAUCCACGGCGGGCCCCAGUCUGCCUGGGCCGACGCCUGGUCCACACGCUGGAACCCGGCCGUCUUUGCCGAGCAGGGCUACAUCGCCGUUAUGCCCAACCCGACGGGGAGCACGGGGUACGGCAUGAGCCUGCAGAACGGCAUCCGUGGAGACUGGGGAGGCCGGCCUUACGAGGACCUCGUGAAAUGCCACAAACAUAUUGCCGAGACCAUGGCGGACGUGGCGGAUCUCGACCGCUCUGUGGCCCUCGGCGCUAGCUACGGCGGAUUCAUGAUCAAUUGGAUGCAGGGCCACGAGCUCGGCCGCAAGUUCAAGGCGCUGGUGUGCCACGACGGCGUAUUUAGCACGCUGAACCAGUACUCGAGCGAGGAGUUGUUCUUCCCGAUUCAUGACUUUGGCGGGCAGCUGUGGGAGAACCGCGCGGGGUAUGAGAGGUGGGAUCCGGCACGAUUUACGGACCAGUGGGCCACGCCGCAGCUGGUCAUCCACAACGAGCUAGACUACAGACUCCCCAUCUCCGAAGGCCUAGCCGCCUUCAACGUGCUACAGUCCAGAGGCGUCCCGAGCAAGCUGCUCGUCUUCCCAGAUGAGAACCAUUGGGUACUGAAACCAGAAAACUCACUUGUCUGGCAUAGGGAGGUGCUGGACUGGAUCAACAAGUACUCUGGGGUUGGGGGCUCAACAGCUGGCGGAUGAGCCGGGACUGCAGUUUUUCGUAGACAAACAAUCAAACGCGCAGGGGAGCUGAAACAUGGUCCUGUCAAUAAAAGCAUGAUGACAAUGUUACGAGGACGUCAACGCUCUGUUCAAACUAUUCGGUAAUUUUUUUUGCUACUAUCAGGAGUGAGAAUGAGAAUUUAGCAAACCCUGCCAUGUUGUUGACUGC
This is a messenger RNA of Cryphonectria parasitica EP155, 2290 nucleotides long. RefSeq names its product dipeptidyl peptidase. Gene Ontology annotation, biological process: proteolysis. The record is from RefSeq and is a predicted model, not a curated record. Bases 1 to 2100 code for a protein of 699 amino acids. The transcript has 5 exons. NCBI's taxonomy places the organism in Eukaryota, Fungi, Ascomycota, Sordariomycetes, Diaporthales, Cryphonectriaceae. Gene Ontology annotation, molecular function: serine-type endopeptidase activity.